GUCACCUCACGUGUGCGCAUCCUUACAGUCAACUAUUUAUUUAUUUAUUUAAAUUAAUUGUGUAUAGUGAUUAGUGUUGUGAUAAUAGUGAUUUUAAUUUUAAAAGAAUAUAAGCUUCACACAACAUGAUAAGAGAUCCAGAGCCAUGUGCGUGUCCCAUACAGGAGGUGGGACCCUCAAUGCUGCCAUCGUGUCCGAACCAGUUCCUUCUCUUCAUGACGAUCCUGGAAGCCUACAUCAAUGGCCGUUGUGACCUGGCAGACCCUUGCAACAGAGUCACCAGUAGAGACCCGCCUGAUGACAACUAUGAUUUCGUGGUUAUUGGAGGUGGGACGGCUGGGUCAGUGAUGGCUGGAAGACUGUCUGAAAAUCCUCAAUGGAAGGUCCUACUGUUAGAAGCUGGUGGUGACGAGCCGACACAGUCUGGCGUUCCAGCGUGGGUGACAGCUUACUGGUCGCGGGAUGACACCGACUGGCAAUACUACACAGAGCCACAGGAACGAGCCUGUCUGGCUGACGGGGGCAAGUGCUAUUGGCCGAGAGGGAAGAUGUUAGGUGGUUGUUCAGUAAUAAACGGAAUGAUGUACAUGCGAGGUCAGCCAGCAGACUACGAUGGAUGGGCAGUCAACGGAGCCACGGGCUGGUCGUGGUACGACGUGCUGCCGUACUUCCUAAGGAGUGAGGAUAAUAAAGAGAUAGGAAAUGGCGUGUCUGCUCAGUACCAUAGUCGAGGAGGACCUUUGCCGGUGCAGAAGUUCCGUUACGCGCCCCAAUUCGCUCACGACGUGGUGUCCGGAGCCAUCGAACUGGGCUACCCGCCCACUACUGACCUCAACGGAGAGACCAUGACUGGCUUCACUAUAGCACAGGCACUUAAUGAUGGUGGUACCCGCUACAGUACAGCCCGUGGUUACGUCCGACCUGCUUCGAAGAGAGCCAACCUGCAUGUAGUGUUCAACGCUCUUGGAUCCCGUGUCGUGGUAGAUCCACUCACCAAGAAAGUUACUGCUGUGGAGUAUAUCAAGGAUGGAGUCACCAAUACUGUUGUGGUUAAUAAGGAGGUAAUCCUCAGUGCCGGUACGCUGAACACUCCAAAAAUUCUGCUCCUUUCUGGUAUCGGACCUAAGGCAACGCUAGACAAGUUCAAUAUCCCCACGAUCCAGGAUCUGCCAGGAGUGGGUCAGAAUCUGCAGAACCAUGUUGGAGUAACCCUGGACUUCACCUUGACUAAGGAGGCUAAUGCCGCUGGUCUGAACUGGGAUGUCGCUACCGAAUAUUUGCUGAGCAGAUCUGGACCCUUGUCUAGCACUGGAAUGUCUCAGCUCACCGGUAAAGUAAACUCGCGCUAUGCAGCAGCCGGUGGUCGUCACCCAGACGUGCAGUACUUCUUCGGAGGGUACUACGCAUCAUGUGGCAAUGCAAUCGUCAUUGAUCCUAAGUCUCUCGACGAAGAAGCCGAGAGAAGGCAUAUCACGAUCUCGGCGAUAGCUCUUCACCCGCGCAGUCGUGGGUACCUCACGAUUCGGUCGGUGGACCCGGCAGAGCCGCCGUUGAUGCAGCCAAACUACUUCUACGACGAACACGAGCUGAACGUGCUGGUUGAUGCCGCUAGGAUCGCUUAUAAACUUGCUAAUACAACUAUUCUCCGAGAGAAAUACGGCAUGGUGCCAACAGAAGGAUACGGCAGCCAGUGUGAAGGUGGUGGUCGGGACCCGAGCGACGAUUUCUUCAAAUGUCUGGCACAACAACAUACUGCGCCAGAGAACCAUCAAGUGGGCACCUGCAAGAUGGGACCUGAGACUGAUCCUAUGGCCGUGGUCGAUAUGCAGCUCAGAGUUCAUGGGAUACAAGGUCUUCGUGUUGCUGAUGCUUCUAUAAUGCCAACGUUACCCUCAGGUAACACAAUGGCACCCGUAAUAAUGAUAGCGGAGAGGGCAUCAGAGUUCAUAGUGACACGUCAUCAGCUUUCGAAGAAGUCACCAGGACAAGUGGACAAUAGAUUCGGCAGUGAUGGCUCACAGAACUCGGAGGAUGUCAGUGGAAACUAUGCCAGCAACGAGCGACCAGACGGACAAGCGCAUCAUUGGCAUCACGGUCCCGGCGGUUACAACGGCUACCCCGGUUACCACGGACCCGCUCCGAAGCAACCCGAAAACCAAACCAACAAGAACUACCGCUGGGAACACAGAUGGAAACCAUGGGACAAAACCUCGCAACCAGAUUGGCAGAAUAAGAACCAAGAUUGGCACAAAAACUGGCAACAUAAUGACAAACAUAGUUCCCGAUAGAUUGUAGCUUAGGUUUAGAAAUAAAAUAAGUAUUUAAUUAAGAAAAAUAUUCGUUUUA
Spodoptera litura is the source of this 2346-nucleotide messenger RNA. Its product is annotated as glucose dehydrogenase [FAD, quinone]. Gene Ontology annotation, molecular function: flavin adenine dinucleotide binding; oxidoreductase activity, acting on CH-OH group of donors. Lineage: Eukaryota; Metazoa; Arthropoda; Insecta; Lepidoptera; Noctuidae. The record is from RefSeq and is a predicted model, not a curated record.